Molecule: messenger RNA, 1059 nt
Organism: Diaporthe amygdali
Lineage: Eukaryota; Fungi; Ascomycota; Sordariomycetes; Diaporthales; Diaporthaceae
Exons: 5
Coding region: 1-1059 (352 amino acids)
Source: RefSeq, a predicted model, not a curated record
AUGCAGGCAGGGGACGCACUCCUUUUUGUCCGCUCGCUUCCGUGUAUACAGAUAUUACCAUACUUCCAAACCACUACCUGCGCAAUCAUUGACGUUCCUACGACUACAAGCCUAACCUGGCGUCGCCCCGGGACAAGUGCGCCCUCGCAUUCCCCGCGCGAGGCCGCUUCAUCCCACUUCGGCAUGUACACACCAGUCCUGCCGCCGUCUCCCGGCCCGGCCUCACCGCGGGAUAGGUCUUCGUCUCGGUUAUGCAGGUGCGGACCCGCAGGUGACUACAAGCCAAGGGUUGUGACAGCAAUGUCGACGCACGAUGCUGAAUGGACGCUCAUCCACCGGCCGGCCCAUGGCAUGCCCUCGGAUGCCAGUGCCUAUGGAUGCUGCAGAUACGUGGCGCCACCCCCGAACUACCCGUUGCCUGCUGCAGAAUCUGCUGAGAUCCCAAAAUGCAAGUCGACAAGGUCGUAUGCCUCGAGCCUAUACGCAGUCCUCAUUCGUGCGGGCCCGUCUCUCGCAUGCACCCGUGCAGCCCUCCCCAUCUUGCUGGUGGGUAACGAGCACAAGUUCCGGCGGCUUGGUUCCCCCAAGGCUCUGUGUGUGACAGACGAGCUCCGGUCACCUGAUGGUAGGCACAUGGCCAGCGCCUUGGGAAUAGGACACCAAACUUCCUCAUGGAACGUCUGGUACAAGGAGAGGAGGAGGUCAGGCUGGCACAUGGUGGAUGCUGCAAGCAACAGCGCCUAUUUGUCUGCCAGCCAUCUACUUGGCUGCUGCGUUGCGAGGGGGUUACAUCCACUCAACCUUGCCCGACGAGGGGCACCAGAUGCUGCAGCUAGGAUGACAAUUGGGGCGGAUAUGGGGGCCGUGUCUGCUCACAUCGGUGUUCCUACAACCACCACAUCACAUCACAUCACGAUCUCUGGGCCCAGCUCCCCGCAACCGUCCGCCAAUGCCCUUCCUGGACUUGGUGGACCAUCUCCUGCCCGUCUAAGUCUCUCGGCGAUCGUUGCUUGCUUCUUACAGCUACAGUGUGCCGCUCCAGGGCCGGUCGACCUCUGA